GCCGCGCCCGCUCGUGUGGAGCCAGUUCGUCAUGGAGGACAGGUUCCUCGAGAAGUUCUUCCUGUACUUCACGGCGAGCGACCGGAGGAACCUGGCGCAGGUGUGCACGAAGUGGCGCGACGUGCUGUACGCGUCGCCGCGCUGGUGGAGCGGGCUGGUGGCGGUGCUGGAGUGCCGCGAGCUGCGCGCGGCGCCGGGCUGCUGCACGCAGCGCUUCUACAACUCGCUGGUGCGGCGCGGCAUCCGCGGUGUCGUGCUGGUCUCGGCCACCGACGACGACAUUAACGAAUUUAUAAGACAAUUCCCGUUAUCGGCUCACCAUGUCCACGCCAUCGGCUUAAAAGGCUGCACGAUAACUGAUAGAGGGCUGGAAGCUAUUUUGGAUCACUUACAGGUUCUGUUUGAGCUAGAACUAACCGGAUGCAAUGAAAUAACCGAGGCUGGUUUGUGGGCAUGCCUAACUCCACGAAUUGUCUCUCUCACGCUUACUGACUGCAUUAACAUUGCUGAUGAGGCUGUUGGCGCAGUGGCUCAGCUGUUACCCUCGUUAUACGAAUUCUCGCUACAAGCGUACCACGUGACUGACGCGGCGCUUGGUUACUUCUCGCCCAAGCAAAGCGCUUCGCUAAGCGUCCUCCGUCUGCAUAGUUGCUGGGAACUGACAAACCAUGGUGUCGUCAACAUAGUGCAUUCUCUGCCGAACCUAACGGUGCUCUCGCUGAGCGGGUGCAGCAAAGUAACGGACGAGGGCGUGGAGUUGCUCGCCGAGAACCUGCCUCGUCUGCGCAGCCUCGACCUCAGCUGGUGUCCGCGCGUCACCGACAAUGCGCUCGAGUACAUCGCUUGCGAUCUCAACCAUCUAGAGGAGCUGACACUUGACAGAUGCGUGCACAUCACGGACAUCGGCGUGGGCUACAUCAGCACGAUGCAGUCGCUGGCGGCGCUGUUCCUGCGCUGGUGCUCGCAGCUGCGCGACUUCGGCGUGCAGCACCUGUGCGGCAUGCGCUCGCUGCAGCUGCUGUCGCUUGCCGGCUGCCCACUCCUGACGUCCGGAGGCCUGUCGAGCCUCAUCCAGCUGCGGCAGCUGCGCGAGCUGGAGCUGACGAACUGCCCGGGCGCGUCGCCCGAGCUCUUCGACUACCUGCACGAGCACCUGCCGCGCUGCCUCAUCGUCGAGUAGCCCCGCCGGCUGUAGCCAUACAGCCUUUGGAACAACACGUAUGUGAUUAAUUUUAUGUAAUAACAGAUGUUUCUUUUUAAUCUAAUUUCUUAGAUCCUUUUCCCAAAAAGUUCUUAUUACCUUUUGGAUGUUUCUUGUAUGUAAUAGUUGAUGUGUAACUUUCGUUUGCACUCGCUAUUGGUCUCUGAACAAAAGAAAGCGAUGACGUCUGAAACGCGACGAUUUUGUUGCACAUUAUUCCGAAAUUGCGUUUCACUGGCCGCUUUAAUGAUUUGAUUGGCGCCAGGAAAGAACAGAAAUAGAGUUCUGAAUAGUUGUAAUAUCAUCAAUUACUUCCAACAUCCAAAGUCGAUUGCAUUUAAUGAACGUGGUUACAGACAGUUUGUUGACAUAGAGAGAAAGGGACGCUGCUCUAGGAGCUUAAAAUCUAUUGGAUAGAGUGCUGUCCCUCUCACUCAUGUGACGAUGUAUGUACAGGUGGUACGUUAGCUAGCUGCGCUAAUUGUAUUAGGAUAUACUAUAUUGUAUUUUGGAUUGAAUUUCUUUCCAUUUUUCUUAAAUUUUGAACAAUCGUAGAUUCGUUAUUGGUAAGGUAAGACCGAGUGCAGAGGCGUGGAGUAAAACCCGUAUUUCAAGUAUAAUACAUUCAGAUACUUCGUGGAAGACUGUUGAGGGGUCCUAUACUAUCUAAUGAGUAAUAAUGUAUAAAGCUAUAUAAGUUACCUCGUCAUAAUUUGAAUAAUAAAUGUCAGUUAUUGGUAAAUUUAAUUUUGGUAUCUCGCUCGAUAUUAUGCAAAUAGAUGCAUACA
This is a messenger RNA of Ostrinia nubilalis (European corn borer), 1989 nucleotides long. RefSeq names its product F-box/LRR-repeat protein 16. Bases 32 to 1180 code for a protein of 382 amino acids. Gene Ontology annotation, biological process: SCF-dependent proteasomal ubiquitin-dependent protein catabolic process. Gene Ontology annotation, cellular component: SCF ubiquitin ligase complex. Lineage: Eukaryota; Metazoa; Arthropoda; Insecta; Lepidoptera; Crambidae. Gene Ontology annotation, molecular function: protein binding. The transcript has 6 exons. The record is from RefSeq and is a predicted model, not a curated record.